AUGGAAAAUGGAGGUGCAGAGGGGGCAAGUGCCAAGCAGCUGGUAGGCUUUGGGUUCUUUGAUUUCCUCGAACCGCCGUACCAAUGCGCGCAUGGCAUCUUGCCAGAGAUCGUGGAGGGCAAGCGGGACCGGACUCAGUUUGAGGGCGCAGAGAAGGAGCUGAGGAGAGUUGGAGGGGAAGAGGAGGUCGUGGCAUGUUACAAGCAGGCGGCGGAGCGGGAGGCCAAGGUCAUCGAAAAGGUGACCAAUGGGCGGAUGAAGGUCGCGGGCGACCGCAUUGUGGUGAACCAGGCAACACGUCGAUCACGGUCACGGUCACGGAGCCGCUCCGGGAGUCGUGCCAAGAAAUGA
Messenger RNA from Durusdinium trenchii, 351 nucleotides. The record is from the annotation of a GenBank genome assembly. NCBI's taxonomy places the organism in Eukaryota, Dinophyceae, Suessiales, Symbiodiniaceae.